AAAAUGUUGGACUCUGAAGUAGAGGAUAGAUUGAGGGAAGAACGGCUGGAAAAUAGGUACAAAGAAAUAUCAGGAAAAGACAUCGAAAUAUCAGGUGGUGAAGACGAUAAAUCCAUAAUCCCAAAACAUUUUGCUUUGCAAAACUACAGGCCAAGGUUUCCACAGCCCAAAACUGCACCAUAUCUUCGCUAUGUACAAGAUCAUGAGAAACAAGUAGAUGGAUUCCUCCAAUUCUCUGGAAAAAAGCUGCCGAGUCCAGUCUCCAAGUUCCACUCCGAGGCCUCCGAAUCCGACCCCCGAUUCAUGCACAUACGAUGCAGUUACAACAAUAAAUACUGGGUUCGUCAGUCGCCUGACUCCAACUACAUUGUUGCCAUCGGCACAAAGCAAGAAAACGACCAGUCCAAAUGGUCGUGCACGCUGUUUGAGCCCAUCUACGAUGCUGACCACAAAGGCUACCGCUUUCGCCAUGUGCAGCUCGGCUACGAGCUGUUUCGAGCCAGCUUGUUCGACGAAUUCCCCGAUGGCCUCCUGGCGAAGGAGAAGGGUGCAACUAUUGAAGAAUGGGAGGAUAAUGCAUUCAAUACACUUAUCGAUUGGGAUUCAUUAGUUAUACUCCCAAAACAUGUGACCUUUAAGGGUAGCAAUGGAAAGUACUUGAAAUACAAUGGUCAUUAUUUGCAAUUCUCUGGAACAGAUGUUGAAAAUCCAUCGCAUAUCCAUGAAAUCUUCCCAAAGAAUGAUGGAACUAUUCGUAUCAAGAAUGUGGGUUGCCAAAAGUUCUGGAUUCGUGAUCCUAAUUGGAUAGUCGUGGUAGCAGAAGAUAGCAGUAGGGACGAUCUCAACUCAUUGUUUCAGCCAGUGAAACUUGGCAACAACAUUGUGGCUCUUCGUAGCUUGGGCAACAACCACUUCUGCACAAGCCUCAGCAUAGAUGGAAAGUCAAAUUGCUUGAAUGCUGACCUGGAAAAUCCAAUCGUAGAAACCGAAAUGGAAUUCGCAGAGGCUGUAAUGUCGAGCAGAAUAGAAAACAUUGAGUAUCGCAUGAAGGAUGCCAAAAUCUACGGCGAGAGGGUGUGGUCGAUGGUUAAAGGAGAUGCUAUUAACAAAACAAGAGCCGCGGACACCGUGCAAUUCACAUUCUCUUUUGAGGAUAAAAUGAAGAGGAAUUGGACCAAUGCAUUGGGUGUCAAAUUUGGAGUCUCAAAACAAUUCACUGCCGGGGUUCCAAUGAUUGGAGAUGGAAGCAUUACUGUUUCUGUUGUGGCUGGUGGAGAGUAUGCAUGGGGAGAGACACAAAAAGAGAAAAGGUUCAUGUCUUGUAGCAGCACUAUAACAGUGCCUCCAAUGUCGAAAGUGAAGAUGAAUGCAAUCGUAAAACGGGGCUUUUGCAACGUCCCUUUUUCGUAUACUAAGAUCGACACUCUCCGAGAUGGAACACAGAUCUCCCGUGAGUAUGACGACGGAGUUUUCAAUGGCAUUCAGUCCUACGACUUCCAAUUUAGGUCCGAUAAGGUAGUACUGCCUUUGUGAUUGAUUAGCUUAUGCGCCUUGUUGUGUGAACAAUAAUGUGGCUGCACAGCCAUUCAAGCUUACCUAUUACAUCCUUAGUUUCCUUUGGAGUUUGUCAUGUGUCAUUAUGUUUGAGUGUGAUUCUCGUAAUAUAACUGUUAAGUUAUGAAUUUUGUUCCUAUGAUUUGAAACCCGAUUCUGCCUUUUUCUUUAUCA
This is a messenger RNA of Momordica charantia (bitter melon), 1728 nucleotides long. RefSeq lists its product as uncharacterized. The record is from RefSeq and is a predicted model, not a curated record. NCBI's taxonomy places the organism in Eukaryota, Viridiplantae, Streptophyta, Magnoliopsida, Cucurbitales, Cucurbitaceae.